Molecule: messenger RNA, 367 nt
Organism: Bombyx mandarina (wild silkworm)
Lineage: Eukaryota; Metazoa; Arthropoda; Insecta; Lepidoptera; Bombycidae
Product: Cytochrome c oxidase copper chaperone COX17
Biological process (GO): mitochondrial respiratory chain complex IV assembly
Cellular component (GO): mitochondrial intermembrane space
Molecular function (GO): copper ion binding; copper chaperone activity
Source: RefSeq, a predicted model, not a curated record
UGCAAACUGAAAAAUAUUAAAUUGAAUUGCAUCAUAUAUGUGAAAAAACCUCUGAAAAAUGGGAAACGCUAGUGCUAAAGCGGUUGAAGUUAAAGUUUUAGAUGGUCCUGCACCUGAAAACGUCGAGAAACCUAAACUAAAGCCUUGCUGUGCUUGCCCUGAAACAAAAAGAGCACGCGAUGCAUGCAUUAUAGAAAAUGGAGAAGAGAACUGUGGACCACUUAUUGAAGAACACAAGGCCUGUAUGAGAAAAAUGGGAUUCAAUAUUUAAAGUCAUACUGAAUUUUCAAUCAAAGUAUUAUUAGCUACAAAGUACCUACGACAGCAUUGCUUAUUUGUCAGCAAAUAAGUUCCAAUAUGAAAAAAA